GGUGCACGUUGGGUUUAAUUUUGUGUUAUCGACUCGAUAAUGAAGACGUGGUUCUCUAGCUCUUUUUCUCGGUUUUCUGCUGGUUCUCUAUCGACGAUGUUGAGGAAAACUGCGGUGGCUCUACUUGCAUGUAUUUUGGGUUUAGGUGGAGUUACAGCCGGAAUAAUUGUAGGAGCAAUAAAAGGGCAGACAACUGAAACGGGUUUUUUACGCGGUGCUGGUGUUGGUGCUAUGGCAGGGGUCAUUGCAGCACUUCAAUUGAUGGAACUCAUACUUUAUGGAGAGCCAUUUUCCAAGUUGAUGUAUUAUUUUGUGAAUUGUAAACCCGUUACGCAUAAUAUGGCAAAUUUGAUAAGCUCGACUCUGCAGGAGCGAUAG
Olea europaea var. sylvestris is the source of this 378-nucleotide messenger RNA. RefSeq names its product NEP1-interacting protein 1-like. The coding region runs from base 40 to 378 and encodes 112 amino acids. NCBI's taxonomy places the organism in Eukaryota, Viridiplantae, Streptophyta, Magnoliopsida, Lamiales, Oleaceae. The transcript has 2 exons. The record is from RefSeq and is a predicted model, not a curated record.